This is a messenger RNA of Sphaerodactylus townsendi, 2651 nucleotides long. It is a transcript of the gene ARL4A, whose product is annotated as ADP ribosylation factor like GTPase 4A. Gene Ontology annotation, biological process: vesicle-mediated transport; intracellular protein transport. Bases 250 to 852 code for a protein of 200 amino acids. Gene Ontology annotation, cellular component: cytoplasm. The record is from RefSeq and is a predicted model, not a curated record. Gene Ontology annotation, molecular function: GTPase activity; GTP binding. The transcript has a single exon. NCBI's taxonomy places the organism in Eukaryota, Metazoa, Chordata, Lepidosauria, Squamata, Sphaerodactylidae.
GGGGAGAGGGCGGAGGCGCGGCCGGGCCAGAGGCUGUGGCGCUUCGUGCUGCGGCGUUUUCGGGACUUGAGCGAAGGCGCCUCUCGGCGAGCUUCUCCCCUCCCCCUGCGCCAGACCCCGCGCUCGUCUCGUGGCCAGGAAGGGAUCGUGACCGGGAGCGCGAGGCCGGUAGCCGCAGCGGGCGACAGCUUGAGGCGGCGGCAGGCGGGCGUCUGGUGCCCCCUGCUCGCCCGGGGCCCCUCCCCUGCGAUGGGGAAUGGGCUGUCGGAGCAGACGCCGCUGCUGUCGAGCCUUCCUCCCUUCCAGUGCUUCCACAUCGUGAUCCUGGGGCUGGACUGCGCCGGCAAGACCACGGUGCUCUACCGCCUGCAGUUCAACGAGUUCGUCAACACGGUGCCCACCAAAGGCUUCAACACGGAGAAGAUCAAGGUGACGCUGGGCAACCACAAGACGGUGACCUUCCACUUCUGGGACGUCGGCGGCCAGGAGAAGCUGCGGCCGCUGUGGAAGUCCUACACGCGCUGCACGGACGGCAUCGUCUUCGUGGUGGACUCGGUGGACGUGGAGAGGAUGGAGGAAGCCAAGACGGAGCUGCACAAGAUCACGCGGAUCUCGGAGAACCAAGGGGUGCCCGUGCUCAUCGUGGCCAACAAGCAGGACUUGAGGCACUCGCUGUCGCUCGCCGAGAUGGAGAAGAUGCUGGCCACCGGGGAGCUGAGCGCCUCCACGCCCUGGCACCUGCAGCCCACCUGUGCCAUCAUUGGGGACGGCCUCAAGGAAGGCCUGGAGAAACUGCACGAUAUGAUAAUUAAGCGAAGAAAGAUGCUGAGGCAGCAGAAGAGAAAGAGAUGAGCCGCUGGGGCUGUGAGGGUAGCUCCUUGUCAGCAUUUCAUUAGAACCGUUUGCAGCGCCUGGCCUGCUUGUCUGGAUCCUGUACAGCUUAACUGAUGAACAGCCAGCCUGGUGGAAAGCUUUGUGGACACAGGCCGCUGGUUCCCCCGCGAGUUCUUCGGCACUACAACUUUUCCUCUCUCUUUUUUUUAAGAAACAAAAACUCCCUUGUUAGGUAACGAUCAGGAAACAGAUGGGUGCGUAAAUGUGACCUGGAUCUCUUAAUAGCCAAAUAAAACGACGGUGGUGUAGUCAUAUGUUUGAGAGUGCCUUUGCAAGGAAAUUGCAUUUAAGGCAUAUAGGUGUUUUCAAACUACUGCUUGUAUAAAUGGAGUGUAGUAGAUGAAGAUAUGCAGCUUUAAAAUAGUACCCCUUAACAUAACAUGGAAGCUGUGAAUGUGGAGGGUUCUUUAAUGAAAGGUUGGGCUGUAUGGUAUGCGUUUAGACUGGUCCUCUUAAAAUAUCACUUUGCACUCUGAUGAUUUGAGCUAUCGAUAUUGUGGUGGUUAUGUUAUCAGAAGCUUAAUAGAUGGAAAAGUUUGGAAUAUGUAAGAGCAUGGAUGAGUUUCCUGAUAAUAUAGCAUGUCUUAGUGUGUAGGGUUAUUUUUGUUUUUCUUAAAAAGAGAAGUAGCCGUGCAUUGAUUCGUUAUGCAGUGCUAGUCUGGGUUUGAACCAUACUUGGUUGUUCUAGGAGGCGAAGUUUGCUGUCCAAGAAAACCUUGAACUAUUAAAGGCAAAACUAAAUUAUUACCAUAAGGGACUUGGGUUUCAGGAUUCUGACGGUGCAAUAUUACCUUUAAAUGAAAUUGAUGGCAAUAAAAUUUGAUGGUCAGUAAUUGAAAAUAAAGCUACAUUCAGUAGAACAUGCGCAAGUUCCAUGUGCCCAGUUCUGCCAGCUUUCUUUUUAAUAUUCUUGCAGUACUUUUAGAAUGUAUUGAAGCUUUGUACACUUGAAAUAUUUUGACACUGUGGAAAAAAACACAAAAGUUAAAGAGGGCCUGUGUCUGCUCGAAUUAUGCUUUAAGCUUGUUUACAGUCAAGCAAACAGUGUUAACUGGGUGGGACAGUGUAAGAUAGAAAGAGGUUCUUUUUCUUACUGGUACACAUUUUUUAAAGAAACAGUUCUUUAGGCAGUUUGGGUAGCAGGUUAAAGGGCUAAUUCAAAGCCUCUCUCUACUGGUGCUGUGAAAUGUUAUUAGGAUAAUUCCACUUUAAAAUGAGAGAUCUCUGACAUGGGAACAAGAUUUCCUUCUCUUGGCACAACUGAUAAAAUGUCUGCGUUCUCAGUUAUGGAGGAGAUAACUACAGCUCUGAAUGUCAGUAAAUAAACUUAUUGAUACUUGUAUAAAAUCAAAUUUUAUAGCCAGAAACUGCUUAGAAGGUAACCAAAAAUGCACUUUAGUGUUUUCAAAUACUGAAAGUGACAGCUUUUUUUAAAAAAAGAUGAAAUCCUGGUCCUUUUUGAAAGAAUUAAAGUAGCUUCCAAUGGAGCUUUUGUAUGUUGGUUAUAUGUACCUGCACUAGUGACAUUGAAAGUCACUUAAUGUUUAUAUUUAUAGAAAUGUGGAUAACUUCUUUAAACCUCAAACCCAAUUCCAAAUGUGUCAUCAAAUCAAAAUGGAUAAAACAUUUUACUAUGUGCACAUCCUGCUUUUUAUCAGAAUUGUCUGCAUGAAACUGAACCCUUUUUCAUGUGAGAUUUGUAAAUGUGACAAUGUUAUGAAUCACAGGUAUCUCAUUAAAGACUUAAUGACAACUUG